CUGUGAAGAGGAACAACUCUACUACAAGCAUUUACGCGCGCGUCGCGUUCAGACGUGCUACACGCAAAACGCUCUCUUUGACGCGAAAUUCGAAAAACGAACUAUGAAAUAAAAAAAAAAGUUUUUAAUAUUUACAAGAAAAUUAAUGCUAACAACAUCUGGCUGAAUGUUAGCUUUGAUAGAAAAAUAAAAAUGGCGAGUGAAAAAAUAUUUCGCGCGUUUUUUAUUUUCUGUUUAUUUUCGUUGACAAAAGGAAAUAUAUUGGUGGACGAAGAAUGUUUAAAUUAUACAGUGUAUCCAGUGCAAUAUGAACUGAAUAUUUACCCUUAUAUUUAUCCCCACCGUGCUUACUAUGACUGUGAAUUAACAAUUACCAUUAUAGCUAAUGCUCCUAACGUGAACGUGAUUGAGUUAGACGCGAAGGAUUUAGAAUUUGAAGGUGGCUCGAUAAGGGUUUAUGAUGGACCGCGCGACAUAAUUAAUGUUGCCAGGCCAUUCGAAUACAAUUAUUUAACGAGCAAGCUACACAUUUAUUUAAAUGAGCCACUGAAAGUGUAUAAUGUGAAUGACAGACAUUUUUACUUUAUCAAAAUAUCUUUUAGAAAACAAGUGAAUAAAGACAGUUCGGGUGUGUUUUUGGCUAAAUAUUACGACGAAAGGACUGAACAAGAUAAAUACCUAUUUACAACAAGAUUAUCUCCGAACAAAGCGAAGUACUUCUUCCCAUGCUUCGAGAACCCUCGAUUUGAAGCAGUAUACAAGUUCAAGGUGUACAUCGUGAAACAACUUCCAGAAUUGCAAUAUACCAACACGAGUCUUGUUAUAGCUGAAGAACAGAGAAGAGAUGAGGUGAAAGGCGACUACAUAGUAGUUGACUAUAUACCAUCACCUCAAGUUGGUCUACAUCAGGUUGGAUUCCAUUUCUCCCAGUUUGAGAGUAAUCGUGUUCAAGGUCGAAUUGUUAACGACACACUUAUCCUAUGGGCACCCAAAGAUGAAUUAAGAGACUACCAGUUUAUUCACAAUUAUGGCAUAACAAUAAUUAAUCUUAUACAUGAAUAUUCAAAGGAAAAUCGUCCUUUAGUACAAGGGCCGAUUAACUUGAUAGCAGUUCCGGCAGACAUCAACGGAUACGAAAUUGGCAGUUGGAAUCUUCUUACUAAUGGAGAACACCGACUCGCAAAAAUAGACCAGUUCACAAGCAUUAAGCAGAUUGAGUAUAUGACUUUCGAAUUGGCACAGCAGCUUAGCAGGAUAUGGCUGGGCAACCCUGGAGAACUGGAAAGAACGAGAUGGAAAGAAGAGUGGUUCAAAGAAGGAAUGGCUACAUACUUGGCUUAUUAUUUCUUGACUCAAUACAACCAUGGUAUCAUGACACCAGAAAGACGACGUCUAGCCGCCUAUGGUCUUCAAAUGAAGCACAAAGCUAUGACCGUGGACUGGCACCGAACCACACCAGCUUUAGAGACCUUCAAUACCUCAUUGGCAAUAGAGAUACCUCCAAGGUAUAAGGAGUUGGUGACGAUGAAGACUGGUGCGAUAUUGUGGAUGCUUGAAAAUUGGGUGGAAUCUGAUAAAUUCCAUUAUGCGUUGGUGAAUUAUAUUAAAUCAAGGAGAGGAAAAUACAUAUCUCUGCAAGAUUUCACCACAACAUUAGACCAUGAUACAAUUGAGUGCCUCCACCAGUUCUUCAACGGUUCUACUGCGUCCCGUAUCCUGGGUUCAUGGUUCAGACGGAGAGGAUACCCAGUAAUCAACGUUCAAGUAUUGAGAGAUCGCUCACCGAAUGCUGUACAACUAAAACAGAGACAGUUCAGCUUCAACCGCGAAAACCGUGAGGUCACAGACUUCCUAAUCCCAAUAUCAUACGUCGUUGAAAAUAACCAGAACUGCUACAACUGCUACCGUCCUAGGUUCACUAUCGGUGCCCAGACUUACACCUUCGGAGAGAUCUUGAAUGAUGGAUGGAUAAUCCUUAACAGACAAGGAUCGGGAUACUAUCGGGUCAACUACGAUCCAGUUACUUGGAGACUGAUUGCCAAAACCCUGAAGGAAAAUAUGAUGUCAAUAGAUGAACUAAACAGAGCUCAAAUUGUAAACGACGUAUUUGCUCUUUAUGUGGCCGGUGAUUUAGACAUGGAUCUAGCCAUGGAAAUUUUGAGUUAUCUGGACAAGGAACGUAGUCCUGUAGUUUGGGAGUCAGUGAUGUCUGGGUACGAUCUGUUAAUAAUUGAGGGGGCUGCUUGUAAUAUGACCAGACAUUUGUAUUGGGAAUGGGAGAGCUUUAUGGUCAAAAAGAUAACACCAAUCUACACGCAGCUAGUGAAGAGCAAGGACAAUCAGUACUUGAUGAGGCUAUUCAGGAGUUCUGUGGUGGAACUGGCUUGUUCACUCAACUAUGAACCUUGUCACUAUCACGUUAAAGACCUGUAUAUUGAAGACACAAGACACCAGCACAACCUUUUCCCCGACUGUCGGAUGUCAUACUUCUUCAAAGUUGCAAACGAGACAUCGAUGAAAACGUUUUUACGCAAACUCAAUCAAAUCGAGCUGGAUGACAAAAAUACAGCUGACAAGAAAGUACGCGAGAGGAAUAGAUUUUUCGCCAAAACUCCAAUCGGGGAGCCGAGACCAAUGCCCAUAGCAAUGUCUACUACUACAGAAAAGGUAUUAUUAUAUACAAUUUAUGACAUCGUUUAUGAUUUAGAUCGUGUUUACCCAAAGAUUAAUGUGCCCGUUUCUCAUGGAUAAGGGUGUAUGUCGAAACCAGGAAAGUAUCAAUGUGUCUUUUUGCGAGGUAUAUGUACUUUCUAUAAUUACUAAGACACUUCUGAUACGGUGAACAAAAACAUCGUGAGGAAACCUGGACUUAUUGCCAAUUCGUCUUGAGCAAACGUGGCGUUAGUAAAUUAGCAAGUCAAUAUGUUCAAGAUAUUACAUUGAUGGAUUGAUGAAAACAUUUUAAUGCACUGAAAAGUCGAUUUUUUUUUCAUUUUUAAAAUGUACUGUUUAAUAAUAAAGCCCUUUUAUUCCGAACCACAUUGAAAAAACAAAACAAUACAGUAUUUAAUAAUUUAUAGUAUGUCACGCAAUUAGGCGUGCCCUUUUGGCAUAGGCCUCCUCCAGCUCCCUUCAUUGAGCUCGAUCCUCCGCGACUCUGGUCCAAAAUGGUCCCAGGGUUAUCCGAAUAUCGUCACUCCAUCUGCUCUUUGGACGCCCUGGUUUUCUGGUGUUUUCUCUAGGAUACCAAAGAGUCACCUGUUGGCUCCACUUGUUUAAAUUGCAGCGCAACAUGUGUCCUGUCCAGCUCCAUUUUAGAUCCUCUAUUCGAGAUAUUAUAUCCGUAACUUUUGUCUCAAAAUGUACUGUAAUGUAAUACAAUGAAUAUAACGAUUAAUUUAUUUCACAGGCCAUUGAAACUGUCACGGGGAAGUUGCAAACGGUUGGAGGUUCAUCAUGUGUGAAGUAUUCGUUGUAUGUUAUAGUUAUGGCAAUGUUAAUUAAUUUAUUCACACGAUAACUCUUUGCUGGAGUCUGUGUUCCCUGGGUGCAAGGCCCGAGUGAAUAGGUUGCAUAGUAGGCUCCAUCGUAGGUCGCAUCAUUGCUUGCCAUCAGGCGUGAUAGCGACCAAAUGCCUUGUCAUUACGAAAAAAAAAAAUAAUAAUAAUAUGAUUAACACACCAGCCACCGUCUCUUUUAUAAAAUCACAGUGAACUUGUUAAUUUUUUAGUUAUUUAUUUUAGUAAGAAAAGUAGGAUUAUUUUUUAUAAUAAUUUUACAAUAAGAUUAUUUGUACUCUCUACAGCAGUUUCAUCUAUUGGUUUUAAUUUUUUUUAAUACUUUAAAUUUUUUAAAUAUUUUCCUAAAAAAACUAUCAAAAGUAAAAGUAAAAAGUACGUGUAUUAUAAUAUGUAUUUCACUUUAACCUUUUUCACACACAACACAUUCCUUCUAGUUUUGUAUUAUGAAAAGAUAAAAUAUAUUUACACUGCAAUGGUUAUUUAUUGUCUAAUAUUAAACACCAUAAUUCUAGUCAUAAUUGUUAUUAGGAAGUUUAAAUUUAACAUUUUCAUUCUUAUAUUAAUUAAGCUUUCUGAAAUAAUAUUUGCAACGUGUACAUACUACAAUAUAUUUAAUUGUAUUUUAGAAUUUUAAUAUUUAAUAGUGAAUUUUAAUUCAAAUAAACUUUCAAUUUAUUUAUAUAAAUAAAAUUAAGGAUAUUUAAAUAACUGGAUUUU
Messenger RNA from Spodoptera exigua (beet armyworm), 4238 nucleotides. The record is from the annotation of a GenBank genome assembly. NCBI's taxonomy places the organism in Eukaryota, Metazoa, Arthropoda, Insecta, Lepidoptera, Noctuidae.